AUGAAAUUCUGGAAUGCUGCGUGGCUGCUGCUCGUCGUUCUCGCGGCUCAAUGUGUGGCGUUUAACUGGCACAAAAAUUCCAUCCUGAGGCACCUCUACCCAGACGUCGAAGCCCAGGAAUGGCGCAGAGAUUUGAAGUCACUCCCCCUGGAAAAACUCGUUCAUCUGAGCACUGCUUUCACCGAGACCCGUGACCAGUUCAACACAACGCUGAAGGAGAUUCUCAUUCCGCGUACUGUGGGAAGCCCCGGCAACCUCAAAGUCAGAAAGUAUAUAGCUAACACACUGAAAAACCUGGGCUGGAACGUGGAACUGGACUCCUUCGGCGACAACACCCCUCUCGGAGCCAGGAAUUUCUCGAACGUGAUCGCGACCCACAAUCCCGACGCCUGCUACCGUCUGGUCCUCGCCUGCCACUACGAUUCCAAGAUCCACGAAGGGGGAGAGUUCCUUGGUGCCGUUGAUUCUGCCGUGCCUUGUGCUCAGCUCGUUCACAUUGCGAGGGUACUGCAAACAAACCUGACGGAACAGAGGCUCAGGAAGGACGGUGUGACGGUGCAGCUGAUUUUCUUCGACGGGGAAGAGGCGCUGGUUGAGUGGACCUCGACCGAUUCCCUGUACGGCUCCAGGCACCUCGCCGAGAAAUGGGCCAAGGAGAGGGUUUCUCAGGAGACCUUGGACGGCUGUGUCGCGCAGCACCCGGUCACGCACCAGCUCGACCGCAUGGAGUCGAUGGCGUUGCUUGACCUGCUGGGUGCUUCCGGUCCUACAUUCUAUAGCUACUUUGAAAACACGAAGCCUUUAUUCCUGAGGCUUUCUGACAUUGAAAAGCGACUGAACGACGCGAGCCUUCUGGAGGUAUCAGGGUCUCAGCAGAAGACAUCUUACUUCACCAACUCGCCAGCUCUCGGAAACAUCCAAGACGACCACAUUCCGUUUCUUAAAAAAAACGUGCCCAUCCUGCAUCUCAUCACGUUCCCGUUCCCGCCAGAGUGGCACACCGUAAAGGACAACGGAGACAUUCUGGAUCACGCAGUCAUCACCAACCUGAACAAGAUUUUCGCGGCGUUCAUCGCGGAAUACCUCAAACUUUGAUCGAAGACAACAGCAUCGGAGUCUUUUUAGAACCCCUCUCUUUUUGAUGUUUUGAGCACAGAGAAACAAAGCCAAAUUAAAACAACACAGAACAA
Molecule: messenger RNA, 1190 nt
Organism: Ixodes scapularis (black-legged tick)
Lineage: Eukaryota; Metazoa; Arthropoda; Arachnida; Ixodida; Ixodidae
Product: glutaminyl-peptide cyclotransferase-like
Exons: 8
Coding region: 1-1095 (364 amino acids)
Molecular function (GO): zinc ion binding; glutaminyl-peptide cyclotransferase activity
Source: RefSeq, a predicted model, not a curated record